AUGCGUUGGUAUCACGCGGCCACCCUGCUUUCCGCGGCUGUUUCUGCUACUUUGAACUUGAAACAGUAUAAACCAUCGCUCUCUCAGCAGCAGUUUCCGAGCCCGGAGGAAGACGUACCUCAAAAUGUUGUGAACAAGGUGCAAGGGGAACCGAAAUUUCUCACCAACAAGACUCGGAAAUACGUGGUCAACGGCACCAAGAUUCCCGAAAUCGAUUUCGACGUUGGCGAAUCGUACGCGGGGCUGCUCAACAUUGAUAAGACCAAUGAUACGGCCGGACAGUUGUACUUUUGGUUCUUCCCGUCCGAGAGCCAGGCAGCCAACAAAGAGAUUCUCAUCUGGCUGACAGGAGGUCCCGGCUGCUCUUCAACAGGAGAGCUUCUAUCAGAGAAUGGCCCAAUGCUGUGGCAACCGGGCAUGCUGAAGCCCAUCAGAAACAAAUGGAGCUGGCACCGGAUCACCAACGUAGUUUGGAUAGACCAGCCUAUUGGCGCAGGGUUCUCGCAGGGUGUGCCUAGCGCCAAGGACGAGUUCGACGUAGCUCGACAGUUCCUCGGCUUCUGGCGCAACUUCAUCGACACCUUCGCCAUGCAGGGAUACAAAAUCUACGUCACCGGCUCUUCCUACAGCGGAAUGUACUGCCCGUACAUUGCCAGUGCCAUGGUUGACAGCAACGACGAGAACUAUUUCAACGUUGCGGGCAUGCAGAUCUUUGACGGAGUAUACUCGGUCGACAGCGUUGGUGAAGAGAUCCCCGUGGCGUCCUUCAUUGACAGAUGGGAUAAUGUGCUUGCAUUCAACGAUUCCUUCCGCCGGACGGUGAAGGACGCCAGUGCAAAGUGCGGCUACGACGAGUACAUGCGUAAAUACCUCGUCUACCCGCCGGCAGGCCUACAACCGGGGAUGCCCCCGGGAGUCGACGAAGAUGGAAAUGUCAAACCGGAGUGCGAUGUGUGGACCAUGGUCCUGGGUGCUGCGAUGGAGAUCACGCCAUGCUUCAGCGUUUAUACCGUCACCAACCUGUGCCCGCUCAAGUACGAUCCCCUGGGGUUCACUGACGGCUUUAUGUACAGGCCGAAAGGAGCUGGGCCGGUGUAUUUCAACCGAGAGGAUGUCAAGCGCGCCAUCAACGCCCCCGUGGACAAGCAAUGGGAGUUUUGCAGCGAGACGCCUAUCUUCUUCAAUUCGACUGACAACUCAAUCAAAGAAGGACCGGGCAGCCAACCUGUGCUGCCCAACGUAAUCGACAAGACCCGCAACGUCAUCCUCGCCCACGGCACCAAAGACUUCGUACUCAUCGACGACGGCACGCUUCUCACAAUCCAGAACCUGACGUGGGGCGGACAACUCGGGUUCCAAACGAAGCCAACGGCGCCGCUCUAUGUGCCGUACCACCGUAACAACAACCCGGAGAGCCUUGCCGGCGCGGGCGUGAUGGGAACGGUACAUUCCGAGAGGGGAUUGACGUAUCUUGCCGUCUCCACAGCAGGCCAUUUCUUAGCACAGGACGCGCCAGCCGUCGCGUUCCGCAGUGUCGAGGUGCUGGUGGGCCGGAGGGAUGGGUUCGAGUCGACGAAUGCGUCCUUCACCAUCGGCGGAAACGCGACGAUGCCGACGGGAGACGUCGGCAACGGCACCGUGCUGAUGUUCCCACAGUCCAUGGAGCCCCGCUGCGGCCAGUUAUCUGGUGCUGCCCCGAGAAAGAGUGACGGUAUGACGACGGCGCGGGUGGCGAGCGGUCAGGCCGCCUUCGCUCUGGGCCUGGCGAUUAUUCUGUCUGUCCUUAUGGGGGUCUGA
Messenger RNA from Colletotrichum destructivum, 1797 nucleotides. RefSeq names its product Putative peptidase S10, serine carboxypeptidase, alpha/Beta hydrolase. Lineage: Eukaryota; Fungi; Ascomycota; Sordariomycetes; Glomerellales; Glomerellaceae. The transcript has 3 exons. The record is from RefSeq and is a predicted model, not a curated record. Gene Ontology annotation, biological process: proteolysis. Gene Ontology annotation, molecular function: serine-type carboxypeptidase activity. Bases 1 to 1797 code for a protein of 598 amino acids.